AUGGGUGUUGUUGAGAUGGGUAAUGAAGCGAUUGAUGAGGAGGUUUGGAGGGCUACGUGGGGUAUCGAGGGGCCACCUAAAUUGCGUCACUUCCUAUGGAAUUCUUGCCAAGGAAAUUUGGCUGUGAAGGAUCGUCUUGUAUAUCUUCACAUUGCUACAGAUGCUACUUGUCCUAUAUGUUAUGCUCCAUCUGAGACUAUUGUCCACUCUUUAUUUGAGUGUGAGUUGGCAAAGGAAAUUUGGCUUCAUAGUAAUUUAGCUAAUGCUUUGGUGGGUGCUCCUACCUCUUCCUUUGUUGAUAGGUGGUUGUGGAUAACUCGUAAAUGCAAUACAAUAGUUGUGGGUAAAAUGGCAGCAUUUAUGUGGGCCUCAUGGAGGUUAAGAAAUAUAUUACUUUUUGAGAAUGAGCAACCACAUUUUGCCAUGUUAACUGCUGGCUUUGUGCGUAUGGUGGAGGAGUAUAAUACAUACUCUAGCAAGGUCCACCGACCUAUGUCUUUUGGGACGGAUGGUGUGAGGACACAAGAAAGUAAUUCAUGGACUCGCCCGCCACAAGGAUAUGUAAAAUUGAAUACGGAUGCCCACGUCGUCGAGAAAUGUAGGACUGGUUUAGGUGUUGUAAUUCUAGACGAGGCUGGUGUAUUAGUAGUAGUUGCGGUAAAGAAAACUCACAAUACUACUCCUGAGAUUGCAGAAGCACUAGCGGUUCGGUAUGGACUAAUAGUUAGGAGGCUUGGGUACGAUCGAAUAUGUGUGGAGAGUGAUUCUAUUAAUGUGGUUAAGGCGAUCAAGAGUAACACGUGCAUGCCUACCCCAAUACACCUUAUCUACAAUGACAUCAAACAAGAUAGCUUAUUCUUUGUGUCUUUCAAUAUCUCUCAUGUGAAACGAGCAUGUAACACAGUUGCUCAUCUAGUUGCAAGAUGGGACACUAGUGAUAACACUUAG
Messenger RNA from Spinacia oleracea (spinach), 948 nucleotides. RefSeq lists its product as uncharacterized. NCBI's taxonomy places the organism in Eukaryota, Viridiplantae, Streptophyta, Magnoliopsida, Caryophyllales, Amaranthaceae. The record is from RefSeq and is a predicted model, not a curated record. Gene Ontology annotation, molecular function: RNA-DNA hybrid ribonuclease activity; nucleic acid binding. The transcript has a single exon. The coding region runs from base 1 to 948 and encodes 315 amino acids.